ACUAUUUUGCAACCUUUUCCUUGUGUCAGAUAUUGACAUCUUUGUGGUCAUACUGUUUUUUGACCAGUAUCUCUAUUGAAAAUCUGUAUCUUAACAUUAUUGUUAUUUAUAGUGCAUAAAAAUGGUGUUAUUUGACACAGAAAUAAUCUUGUUGGUUGAAUAUUUGAACAUGAGAAAACGUAUUAAAGUUUUUGAUACUGAUGACUUAAAAGAAUUAAUUGAAACAGCCUUUUCUGCCAGUCCGGUGAAGCUUCCCCAAGAAUACCUUGUGCAAUGUUUUGACAGUGAAAUCCAAGAUUAUUUAGAUCUUGAUGACGAAAAGGUCCUGGAAGUAAACAACAAAAUAAAGAUUCUCCCAGUUUAUGAUGUUUCGUUAAAUGAGUCUUUGUCACGCUCGUUUAACGAACCAUGUGCAGCACAGCCUGACAUGAACAAGGAAAAUGAUGAAUCUAGCAGUAAAAAUGAAAAAUUGGUAAAGGAACCUGACGAAAAUGUUGAAAAAUUAUCUACUUUUAGUUGUGGUAGCUCUUCCAAUACUAAGCCAUGGCCACAUCCAUUUAUAAUUAAAGAUAAAAUGGUUCGGCCAUCCACACUCAAACUUCUGCAACAGAAAGUGAAACUAACUACUGCAGAUGUGACAUCUCUAUUCUCUUCGAUCUUGGAUGAAGUGAUUGAAUAUACAUACUAUCCAACACCAUGGCAAUACAUGGAACUAACAAUGGCGAUUUUGGUGAAGUGGCCUCAUCUGAUGAAUGCAUAUCCAACAGAAUUGGAUGCUAAGUGGGCAUGGAAAAAAAAACUGAGAGAAUUUUUCCGUAAUACUAGAAAGCGGAAAUGUGGACAGCUUCCUGAAAUAAUCUUAAUGAAAAGCAAGUUUUCUAAGCAACCAAAAAAAGAUGCUGCUCAUGAAAUUAAAGGAGCUGUUAGAAGCAGCAAUGUCUGGGGUGUUAAAAACCACCUACCAGCUUGUGAUCCAGGAGAAGAUGAUGAACCAUGGAGAUGCAUAGACGAACCCCGAACCCUUGUCAAGCAGUAUAAUGUGCAUCAUUAUAACAGAAAGAUGUCAGUAUUACAGGUUGCUAUGAAUAAAACAUUUUCAUGGCGGAGGAAAUUGAUUAUUGAAGAUGGGUGUAGUGUAGCGGAAUUAUUUGAUAAGUUCCCCCUGUUAAAAGAACCUCGACAGCAAAUAUUUGAGCCUCAUAUUCUUAUAUUCUAUCAUAUUCUUUAACUGAGUUGGAUGUUGACCUCUGUUUUCAACAGCAUUUAUCUAAAAAUGCAGCAAAAAUCAUCAGAUUGCAACCUCCUAAGCUACAUAUUGAUC
Messenger RNA from Hydractinia symbiolongicarpus, 1321 nucleotides. RefSeq lists its product as uncharacterized. The transcript is spliced from 4 exons. Lineage: Eukaryota; Metazoa; Cnidaria; Hydrozoa; Anthoathecata; Hydractiniidae. The coding region runs from base 122 to 1228 and encodes 368 amino acids. The record is from RefSeq and is a predicted model, not a curated record.